CUGGGAGACUGGCUAGGGGAGCCUCCCUCGAAGUGGGUUGGCGUCGGCCUCCCAGUCUCUCAGCCUUGGCCCAGUAUGGGCGGAGAGGACCAGGGAGCUUCUCCCUCGCUGCCUUGUGGCGAGUUCCAAGUGAUCUGAAUCCCGGCCUCACGGGACGGGCCGCGGGCCCUGUCAACCUCGGCCUGGAAAAGGUGCGUUCCCCGCCUCGCUGUCCCUUCGCGGCGCGCGGAGCGGUGCCGAACCGCGGGGUCUAGUCCAUGUGGGCGCGCAGUCGACGGGGGCCGAGCGGGGCCGAGCGGAACUGAGCGGACACAGCUGAGAGGGACCGAGCGGAACGGAGCGUAACCUAGCGGGGAGAUGCGAAGGGGCCGAGAGGAACGGAACAAGCGUCGGACGAGCGGGGCCGAGUGGGGCCGAACUGGGCCGAACGGGGCCGAGUGGGGCCGAACGGAGCCGAGCGGGCUGAGUCGAACACAGUCGAGCGGGGCCGAGCGGGCUGAGUCGAACACAGCCGGGCGGGGCCGAGCCGUACCGAGCAGCCCUGCGCCGCCUCUUGGGUUGGCCGACGCCAUGAAGCGGGACCGGCUCGGCCGCUUCCUGUCUCCGGGGCCGGCCCGGCAGCGCGGGGGCGCGGGCGGCGGUCGCGCGCGGGGUCGUCUCGCCCGUGGCGAAGGCGCGGAGACCUUGACGGCGGCGCGGCUCGGCUGGAGCUCGGCGCGGGCCUGCGGGGACCCGGUCGAGGACGGCGCGGACGAGGCAGGAACAGGCCGGGCUCUUGCCAUGGGGCACUGUCGUCUCUGCCAUGGGAAGUUUUCCUCACGGAGUCUCCGAAGCAUCUCUGACAGGGCGUCUGGGGACAGCCCAGAGAAACCUUCCCCAGGAGACCGUGUCUUCAUCAGGGACUUCCAGCACUUGCUGGGUGUGGCUGUGCACCAGGACUCAUCCUUGUCCCAGUUUGUCUGCAAGAGCUGCCAUGCCCAGUUCUACCAGUGCCACAGCCUGCUCAGGUCCUUCUUGCAGAGGGUCAACGUGUGCCCGACAGGCCAGCGGAAGUCUUGUACAAAGGUCGGUGCUCAGCCCCCCACAGUGGCGGAGGAGGGAGUGUGUCUGGUGGAUCUGAUCACCUCGACUCCCCGGUGCCUGCAUGGCUUAGUGGGGUGGGUGCACGGACAUGCGGCCAGCUGUGGGGCCCUGCCCAGCCUUCAGAGAACACUGUCCUCCGAGUACUGCGGCAUCAUCCAGGCGGUGUGGGCCUGCGAUCAGGGCCACGACUACACCAUGGACACCGAUUCCAGCUGCAGAGCCCUCUUACUGGACAAUGCAUUGGCAGUCAAAUGGCCAUGGGACAAGGAGAUGGCACCACGGCUCAUCCAGAACCUGGGGUCUGACCCUGCUGGGGCUGCACCCCAGCUGUCCCAAGGCAGAGGAACCACGGCUGGGGCUGAGACCAAGAUGCUGCCCAAUGUGGAUGCAGCCCCAUCUUCAGAUGGCAGCUCUGUGGGGCCCAGGCCAGGCCCCCCACCUCGGCCAAGCCUCCCUCAAAAUGAGGCCCCAGGGCAAUUGGGUGAGAAGCAGGUUCCAUCUUCAACUUCGGAUGAUCGGGUAAAAGACGAGUUCAGUGACCUUUCUGAGGGAGACUUCCUGAGUGAAGAUGAAAAUGGCAAGAAGCAAAAUGCACAGUCUUCGGACGAGUCCUUUGAGCCUUACCCAGAAAAGAAGGUCUCUGGGAAGAAAAGUGAAAGCAAAGAAGCCAAGAAGACUGAAGAACCAAAAAUGCGGAAAAAACCUGGGCCUAAGCCUGGAUGGAAAAAAAAGCUCCGCUGCGAGAGGGAGGAGCUGCCCACCAUCUAUAAGUGUCCUUACCAGGGCUGCACGGCUGUGUACCGUGGGGCUGACGGCAUGAAGAAGCACAUCAAGGAGCAUCACGAGGAGGUUCGGGAAAGGCCCUGUCCCCACCCUGGCUGCAACAAGGUGUUCAUGAUUGACCGCUACCUGCAACGCCACGUGAAACUUAUCCACACAGAGGUGCGCAACUAUAUCUGUGACGAGUGUGGGCAGACCUUCAAGCAGCGGAAGCACCUUCUUGUCCAUCAGAUGCGCCACUCAGGAGCCAAACCACUGCAGUGUGAAGUCUGUGGCUUCCAGUGCAGGCAGCGGGCAUCCCUCAAGUACCAUAUGACCAAGCACAAGGCAGAGACUGAGCUGGAUUUCGCUUGCGAUCAAUGCGGCCGACGGUUCGAGAAGGCGCACAACCUCAAUGUGCACAUGUCCAUGGUCCACCCUCUGACACAGACCCAAGACAAGGCCCUGCCCUUGGAGGUGGAGCCACCUCCUGGAGCCCGGAGCCCUUCUGGGACCACGGAGGGCCAGGCAGUGAAGCCAGAGCCCACCUGAGGACUGCAAAUGGGACAGCAGGCAGGUCGAGCAGUGUGAACUCAGGUGGGAUGUGGGGUUUCCCUGCUGCUUGCUCGGGCUGCACCCACUCCAUGGUGCAGGUGAGUGUGGCAUGUACUCCAAGUCGCCUUUCUGCUUUGGGACCAGCUGUUUCCUUCCCUACAACACUGAGCGACUUGGGGCCAGACAGAUUAUGAAUAAUUGAUUCCUUUUCCCAAUUAAAGCAAUUAAGAAGAUCUGUAA
Molecule: messenger RNA, 2637 nt
Organism: Heterocephalus glaber (naked mole-rat)
Lineage: Eukaryota; Metazoa; Chordata; Mammalia; Rodentia; Bathyergidae
Gene: Znf276
Product: zinc finger protein 276
Cellular component (GO): nucleus
Molecular function (GO): zinc ion binding
Source: RefSeq, a predicted model, not a curated record